CAGAACGGGGGAAUUCCAGGCUUCGGAGAGGAAGAAAUCCAGCGAAGUUUAGAUCUGCGGAGCAGUGAGGGCUCAGCCCGUGACCGCACGUAUCCGGCAGCAUGAGGGAUCAGGGCAGGACAGGUUCUAAUGGUCUUUCACAAACCCAUUCCCCAACACUAGAAGAAGUCAUGGAUUACAUUAAUGCUGAUUCUGGACCCACAUGGGCACGUGAACCCAGCAUCCUCAGCACAGUCACUGUUGCCCCAUGGACAUCCCCAGUGGAACCUGCCACCCAAAACUGGGCCGCAUGCCAGGGCGCUCCAGCACCAAAAUUAAUUAUUACAGAACAGCCGAAACAGCGAGGGAUGCGGUUCCGGUACAAGUGUGAGGGGAGGUCAGCGGGCAGUAUCCUGGGAGAAAGCAGCACGGAACACAGCAAGACGCUUCCGGCCAUUGCGCUAAUCAACUGCGAGGGAAUUAAUAAUGUUGAAGUCAGCGUCUGCCUCCUUUGGAAAGACCCUCCGUAUCGUAUCCACCCACACUGCCUGGUGGGUAAGGAUUGCCAUGAUGGGAUCUGUGAGAUUACGCUGCAUCCUGAUGAAGGACAAAUCCAUCAUAGCUUUAGCAAUCUGGGCAUCCAGUGUGUUCGGAAGAGGGAAAUUGAGACAUCUGUCAAGGCCAGACUAAAUUUGGGCAUAGAUCCAUACAGUGCUGGCAUGUGGCGGCACCAUGAAGAGGUGGAUCUGAAUGUGGUCAGGCUCUGCUUCCAAGCCUGGUAUACCACGGGGGACGGGCAGCGUAUACCUAUCGACCCUGUGCUGUCAGAGCCGGUGUAUGAUAAAAAAUCCACCAACACGUCGGAACUGAAGAUCUGCCGGAUGAAUAAAGAUCACGGCCGUUGUGACGGUGGAGAGGAGAUUUAUAUCCUGUGUGACAAGGUGCAGAAAGAGGACAUCCAGGUUAUGUUCUUGGACGGUAAAUGGGAAGCACGUGCCGAUUUCUCGCAGGCUGAUGUACACAGACAGAUCGCCAUCGUCCUGAAGACGCCUCCUUACCAUGAUCUGCAGAUAAGAGACCCAGCUCCUGUCCAAGUGUGUCUCCAGAGGAUCACAGACGGGAUCCGCAGCGAGGGGAUGAUCUUCACAUACAUGCCGCGUAGCAGCGAUUCCUUUGGAUUACGCAAGAGGCGGCCCUGUCUCUCUUCUCCCUUUGAAGAUCUUAAUGGCCUGGAUCCGCACGGGAUUGAAAGUAAAAGGAAGAAAGCCAUACCUGACUUCCGGGAACACUGCAACACCAUUUCAGAUUUCAGCCCUGGACCAUUUUGUGGCCUUGAUUAUUUGCCUCUCAUGCACCAAAUGGGCGCCGGUGAACCUACACACCAUGAAAUUGAAGAUACUGAUGAAAACUUUGCUGCACUGAUUUCAUGGAUACCCGGGGAAAUUGAUGAUUUACCAGAAGACAUGGCCUUUGAGAACUUUCUGCCUGUUACGGAGGCUGAAGAAACAGCCAGUGUGGUGGGUCUCAGCCUUGCCCUCACUGGCCGACAGUUGUCAGAUUGUGCCUACCCAGAAGACUCAAGAAUGGGUGGUUGCUGACCUCAUGAAUGGAUUUCAUUAUCCUGCACUUCACUUUGAGAACCCAAUGGGAUCCCAUCUGACACCGCGCUUUUGACUCCAUGGUGAGAAAAGCACCUUACAAACGUUUGUUGUUGUUGUGGACACAUCCUAAAUGGAGAGAAGAUCACUGAACGACACCACAUUGGACUUAGAAUAAUAUUUUUUUGAGUCGUAACGUAAAUGUAGAACUUAAUCGCCUAUCCGCUAACCAAGACGAGUAGGAACAGCAUUAACACCCCACUACAUUUCCUCCACUAUGUAAAAAAAAUUAGAUGGUUUGACAAGUAUAAACCACUAUAAAAGGCUAGUGGGGCAGACGUCCAUGGUAGGUGACUAUAAAUGGAGUGUGGUCAGGGAGGACGGUGGGGGUGCACUUUAUUCACAGUUACUUCACGCUAUCUAACAAUAUGGCUGCAGAGUGGUCACCACUAGGGUGGUGGAUAAAAAAAAUUUCAUAUUGGGAAGAGGGUUUUUGUAUUGGAAAUCAUGUUUGUGAUAUACGGUAAGUAGCCAUUAAAAAUGUAAAAAAGCAGCAAAGUCAAAGCACUAAGAUUUAAUGUAGAUAUUAAUAAAGAUCAUAUUUUUAAAAA
Molecule: messenger RNA, 2188 nt
Organism: Bufo bufo (common toad)
Lineage: Eukaryota; Metazoa; Chordata; Amphibia; Anura; Bufonidae
Gene: RELB
Product: RELB proto-oncogene, NF-kB subunit
Exons: 11
Coding region: 102-1577 (491 amino acids)
Biological process (GO): cellular response to stress; non-canonical NF-kappaB signal transduction; regulation of transcription by RNA polymerase II
Cellular component (GO): cytoplasm
Molecular function (GO): RNA polymerase II cis-regulatory region sequence-specific DNA binding; DNA-binding transcription factor activity, RNA polymerase II-specific
Source: RefSeq, a predicted model, not a curated record